Molecule: messenger RNA, 2319 nt
Organism: Selaginella moellendorffii
Lineage: Eukaryota; Viridiplantae; Streptophyta; Lycopodiopsida; Selaginellales; Selaginellaceae
Product: DNA-directed RNA polymerase III subunit RPC5
Exons: 12
Coding region: 11-2173 (720 amino acids)
Biological process (GO): DNA-templated transcription
Cellular component (GO): nucleus; RNA polymerase III complex
Source: RefSeq, a predicted model, not a curated record
UUGUGUGGCAAUGGAGCCCAAAUUCAAGCCGCGAGUUCCAGCUCGCGGGAGGCGAUCGGAGGCCAGCGCCAAUGCUUCCAGCGUCGCGCAGCCCCCACCACAGGUGAAGAUCGAGGAUCGGCCUCCAGUGAUCGACGAGGAUACAAUGGAGAUCGAUGUCAAGCCGGAGCCUCUGGAUUUCAUCCUCGAUGACGAGGAAAUGGAUAUCAAGGUAAAAAUGGAGGAUGGAGCUGUGGUCUGGGAGGGGAUGGAUGGAGCUGGAAGCAGUGUUCCAGAGGAAGUGACGAUGGAAUCAGUGGCCGAUAUCGUGGAGGAUGGAGAUACAGUGGUGAGAGAGAUCGAGGUCCAUAUUACUCCUACAGCCGAUCCAGACACCAAGUUCUAUCUUCUCCAAUAUCCUCUUCGACCGUAUUGGAGACCUUACGAGUUGGAACAACGAUGCGAAGCGGUUCGCGUGAAGCACCAACACCAGAAACUCGAGGUUGAUCUUCAAGUCGAUCGGUUUGGAGACAACUAUGAUGACGCCGCGGACGACCAUCUCCGAAUCGCUAAACAGACGUUAACUUCUACUCAAGGCAACCUCUCGACGAACUAUGCCAUUGGAAUUCUGCAAGGGAACAAGCUCCACUUGAAUCCGUUGCAUGCGAUUGUCCAACUUCGUCCGUCGUUGAGUUAUCUAAACGAAGCUGAUGAGCAGAAGAAAAAAAAUAUCACUCGCGUUGAAAGUGAUGACGAGAUGCCCGACGCUGAGGAAGGGGCUGCUACUGAAAAGAAACCAGAGCCUGUGGCUUUUAAGGUGGAAAUAAAGAAACAAGAGACAGAGCGUCAGCAGCAAUCUAGAUUGAUGUCAUACGCGCAUCUGAAACAACUUGAGGAGGCCGAGGCGUGGAUCACACUUGAGCCGCAUGGGUUAGACAGUCCUGUAACCAAGGAAAUCAAAAUGAAAAUGAAGUCCUCCGCAAACAAUCUCAUCCGCUUCGACAUGUCUCGGAAUGAAUAUAUGAAGAAACUGGUCCCUGGUCGUGCGCCUUCGGCUGCAGCGUCACAAGCCGUGCCAGGACUAGGAAAAGAGCCUCUCUCGAAAAGCUAUUUGGAUACUUUGCCGCUGGACAAGAGAUUGCACGCUGUCUUGUCUCAGGGUCGAGUACAUGUGCUGCAAUUCGAAAGACUUAUGAAGCUGGCUCCGGCAGGUUGCACGGAGGAGGAAGUUCUGGAUGUUCUCCAAAAAACAGCUUAUCUGGUGCAAGGCUGCUGGGUGGCAACGAGUAAUAUGCGCUACACAGGUGGUCGGUGUGCGAUUCGAGACUAUAUCCUCCUACAGUUUGUCAAGAACCGGGUGGUCAGUCGUGAAACUCUCGAGCAACUCAGGGUCUCUAAGGAGAUUUUGCGGGAGAUACUUGUUCCUCUCGCAGUGCAAAACAUCAAGACAGGCGGCUGGGAGUUCAUCGAAAGCACAGACAAGACUUUUAUCAAGCGUCAUAACUCCAUCGCCAAAGAUCAGCUCCAACGCUGGACUGCAGGAGAUAAGCUCAUUAGCGACAGGGCUCUAGCCGUCCAACAAAUGGGGUCUGGCAAGGCAAUGGGUGCUAAGCCAGGCAGCGGCCUUGCAGCAAGCACAGGCAUUCCACCGAGGCCCUCAACUUCGUCGAGCAUGGCACCGGAAACGCUUGCUGCUCUACCGGACGCACUCACGCAAAUCUUUCUCAAACACCAUGUGUGCACGCUGCAAUUCAUCUGUCACUGCCUGCGUGAAUCGGCAAUCACAAAAUCUCAAGCAGACAACGUUAAAGUCGAGGAGAAGGCCUCGGCAGUAGCAGCUGCCAAAGGAGCGUCGGCGCCAGUGGCCGAACUAACAGCAAUUGUGGACACCAUUGCGACGAACAUCAACGGUGUUUACUUCCUAACUCAGCUCGGAGAUCCCACUCAAGACCCUUUUAGGGAAGUGGUCAUCGCGUUACUGAAGCAAAAGUCCGCUGGCUUGCAAAGAUCAGAGAUCAUGGAAGCGUUCAAGCUGGCGUUACGUAAAAUGCCGUCGAAUCAACUUUACCAAAAGGUACUCAAAAGCUUACAAAACUUCCCAUACUUGAUCUCUGUGCUCCAGAUAAUGAAGGAACUUUGCUACACGAGAGGUGCUACUUGGGUGCUGAAAACUGGCGAUGGUCGUCCAAGCUAGCAGAGGCCGAAAAAGAGGAAAUUUUGGUAGGAAAGAUCAAUGAUCUUCGGAUGUAUUCUCUCCUCCAGCUGCUGGGGGAGGUAAAGUGACUUGACUUCCCACAUCAGCUGGAGCAUAGCCGAGAAAUAUAGCUGCUUCGUUCACCA